Messenger RNA from Bubalus bubalis (water buffalo), 1134 nucleotides. RefSeq names its product proline-rich protein HaeIII subfamily 1. The record is from RefSeq and is a predicted model, not a curated record. NCBI's taxonomy places the organism in Eukaryota, Metazoa, Chordata, Mammalia, Artiodactyla, Bovidae. The coding region runs from base 1 to 1134 and encodes 377 amino acids. The transcript has 3 exons.
AUGGUGGCACCGGAACCCCGCCGGCAAACAGCGUCCCGGCGCCCGAGCGGCACCAGCACUGCCGGCUGGGCGAGCCGCUCCGCGCAGCCCCUAGAUUCGCCGCCGCAGCCGCCGCCGCCGCGGGGAGGAGCGCACGGCGGGCGCGCGAGGGGGCGGAGGCGGGCGGGGCCCGGGCACACCCCUCGGACCCGCGCGAGGUCAGCGGUGCCCGACUCCGCCCCGGACCUUCCUCAGCCGGGACGGUCCCCCGGCUGCGCGCCGCAUCUCAAUCCCUGGCCGCUGCCGUGGGCGUCUGAAUGCGCUCCCCGCGUUGGAGAGACGCCUCCUCCGCGCAGACCCGCGGCCGCCCAGGAGCGCCUGGUCUCGGCGACCCGUGAAAAUCUCUGCGCUCACUUCUUCCCGAGCCUGACUCCAGCCUGCGCGCUCGCCGGCCGCCCAAGGGCACUUCCCCCGGCGGGGCGAGCCUGUGAGGUCAAGUUUCCACUCUCGUUUCCCGAUCCGUGUUGGAUUUCCCCUUUCGUCCGAGCCCGCGCGCAGGCCGGAGCCCCGCGGUCCCGCUUCUCAGGUGGACCGCCGCUCAGCGCCGGGGGCAGCGGCGCGUUGGCUCGGCGAGUGGGCGCGACGCAGGGACCGCCCGUUUCCAGCCCGCGCUGCGCUCGGCCCCUCCUCGCUACAGCUGGGCGCACCGGGCGGUGGGAGAGGCUGGUGCUUCUGCCUGGCUCGCGCUUCCUAGACCCCGGGGUCCGCGAAAGUUUGGGUUGGGUUGUGCUUUCCCUCCGCUGGCGCAUCCCUUGCGGUCCCCCACCGGGUCCUGUCACCCUCGUGUCCACUACGCUUUCCUUCCGGUCCCACCGCUACCAUCCAGCAUCCUGCCCGACCUCCCCGAGUGGCUCUGUCCUCCAGGGACGGCACUUCGAGGUGUUCAGUCCCGGAGCCUGGGCAGCAGAGCGCACGCCUCCCGCCCGGGGAUCGCGUGGACAUCGAUACACCACCACCCAGCUCGCGUUAGAGGAGACGCGCGGACCUCCGCCCGCCACACUUUCUCUCUUGGGAAGAACGAAAUCGACCGAGUUGUCUCUUUCGUGCUCAAUACCUGAACAGGCCCCUGGGGUGGGGACCCGAGAAGCAGGUUGA